GCUGUUGACAAAUCAGGGAUUAUGAAAGUUGCAGGGUGGGAACUACCAGCGUUAAUGUGUAACACGUCGUAUAUGUAUACACAGCUAGCUAGUCCAUAAUUGUGUGACUCGUUUUAUAACAGUGGAGUAGCAGUAUUUACGACGACACAGGGAGUCUCGGUUCACUGACUUAGCUAGCAGGAUAACCUCUACUCCUACUGACACAUGGUCGGCUACAUGAGGAGGCAGGACUGCACUCAGAGUAUGUGGCGGUGCCGAGCAGGACAUUAACAUGACUGUAAACCAGGCAUCAGCAUGAUGGAGGUACCGGACAGAACCACCAACUUCAGCUCGUCCUAUGAGGACCAGGACUCCUCCUCUGCUCUCUCCUCCAGCAUGUCCAUAGACAAGCUCCUACCGGCUCUCCUGGAGUGCUUCGGGAUCAUACUAUGUGGAUACAUAGCAGGGAGAGCAAACAUCAUCACCUCCACCCAGGCCAAAGGAUUGGGCAAUUUCGUGUCCAAGUUUGCCCUUCCAGCGCUGCUGUUCAAGAACAUGGUGCUGUUGGACUUUGGCAAUGUCAUCUGGCCCUUCCUGUGGAGCAUCCUCAUUGCCAAAGUGUCUGUGUUUUUCCUUGUCUGCGUCCUCACGCUGGUGGUUGCCAGUCCUGAGAGCCGCUACAGUAAAGCUGGGCUUUUCUCAAUAUUUGCCACCCAAAGCAAUGACUUUGCCCUGGGAUAUCCCAUUGUUGAGGCCCUAUACCAGAGCACAAACCCGGAGUACCUCCAGUACAUCUACCUGGUUGCACCCGUGUCCCUGAUGCUUCUAAAUCCCAUCGGAUUUGCCUUCUGCGAGAUCCAGAAGUGGAAGAAUCAGGAAAACCGCCAGCAGAGAAAACUCCUGAUCGUGGGAAUGGUAGUUUUACAGGUCCUGAAGAACCCUAUAGUGUUCAUGGUCGUCAUCGGCAUCAUCGCCCAUUUUGCCCUGCACCAGACAAUUCCUCCCUUCAUGGCUGAGUUUGUGGACGGCUUGGCCAACUCUUUCGGGGGAGCAGCUCUGUUCUACUUGGGUCUGUCCAUGGUGGGACAGUUGGGGAAAUUAACCAGAUCCACAGUGGUGACACUGAUAUUACUCACAACAGCAAAACUGUUGCUGAUGCCGCUGAUUUGUAAAGACAUGGUGGAUCUGCUGGACAAUAGCAACACCAGCGCAUUGAACCACUCAAGCCUCUCCAAUUAUGCCUUCAUUUAUGGAGUGUUUCCCACUGCUCCAAGUGUGGCCAUCUAUGCAGUCUAUUAUAACGCCGAGCUAGAAGUUGUAACCUCUGGGAUGGUGAUCAGCACUUUUCUCUCAGCUCCAAUAAUGUACGUUUCUGCCUGGUUACUCACAAUGCGUUGGAUGGAUCCUCAGCUUUUGAUGAAUUCAUUGCAGAACGUCAGCUUUAACAUAAGCAUAGUGAGCCUGGUUGCACUGGUGUGGACAAUUGUUGUCAUGUUUUUAGGUAAGAAAUUCAAGAGGCUACCUCACAUGUUCACAAUCAACCUUUUCUUGGCACAGUUUCUAACUUGUAUUGGGAUGAUCCUGUGGAACUUUGUGGUGAAAGAAGACAACUUCGUCGGGCAGGUCCUGACGUUCACAUUAUUAUGUACCUCACUCUACAGUACUUAUGUUUGGCCAGGUUUAAUAGCACUCUCUCUUGUGCUCAUGAAAACGUAUGAGGAUGUGAAAGUUUCCCCAGGCGUGUUCGUAAUUGCAGGCUGGGGGUUUCCAGCCUUUUUAACUGCUGUGUUGCUCAUUUCUGGGGAAAAAAUGUCCGACACGAUUGACUCAGCAUUCUUUUACGGCAAACCACAGAUAAUUUGCACCACAGUUAUAGUGGCCCUCAGUAUACUGCUGGGAGGGAGCUCUCUUGUGUGUCUCAGUAGAGGAAGCUGGGCCCACAAUGACCAAAACCAAGAGGGAAACUCUGCAGAGGAUCUUGUGACUGAGGUUGAACCAGAAAACCAGACUCUGUUUGAGCCAGUCGUCUCAUCAGGAGAUCUAAACAACAGAGCGUGCCUCAUAUGUGACUGUGCACCACCCCAGCCCAUGCCCGACAUGAUCAUCAGCGCCACUAUAAACAACGCACCAAACACACUCACAGGUCAAUGUGAGAACCCCUGCGAGUCCACAGACUGCCUGCUUGUCCAAGUGGAGGAGCUCCAACAGGUUGCAGACAGACAAGUGGCCCGUCAUGUGCUCUUAUGUCUGCUGCUGACUGUCAGCUUGCUUGCUAACCUGUCCAGCUGCUUGUGGUUGCUCUUGAAUAACAUUCCUGGUCGUCUCUACUUGGAGCUGCAGUUCUUCUGUGCCGUGGCCAACUACGGACAGGGUCUUCUCUCCUUUGCUCUGUUUGGGCUGGACAAGCAUUUGAUUAUACUGCCAUUCAAGAAGAGGUUAUACAGUCUGUGGGGUGGAAAGAAGCAAGAAGAGCAGCCGCAGACGGAUUUACCUGAGGAAAUCAGGAUGACCUGCACCCAGUUCACCAAAUACCACAAAGACCAGUGUGUUCAUGACAUUGUCAAAAAAAGGAGGUGUGGGAAGAGGACUAUGGUGGACUGUUUUCUUGGCUGUGAACUUGUGGAGUGGCUCCAGCAGGUGGGCCUGGCUCAGGACCACGGUGAGGCAGUCCUCUAUGGGACACGCUUACAGCAGGGCAGCGUGCUCCAGCACAUCAAGCAGGAACACGACUUCCAAGACAGCCGCCUUUAUUACCGCUUCAUGGCAUGAGACAUAAGGGUCAAAGUCCACAUUUCUUUUCUUACCGGAGGUAAAUGGCAUUUCUUGUACAGUACAGCACCUCACAAUGCAGUAUUGUGCAGCGCAACGUCCCGGUCAGGUGUUGGAGCAGACCACACCUGACUGUGACGUUGGGUGUGUUCAGAAGUACAACAGACUCGAAACUUUCAAACUUAAAAGGCCAGGGCAUAAUUCAUUGUGUGGAGUUGGUCUUAAAGGGAAUUUAUCUAACCAACUCUAUCACAUUUGUUCAGUUUUACAUUUAACAUUUCACUCACCAAGAUAAUUGCUGAAAUCUUGAGGUGCAGCAACAUUGCCAAAACGGUCAGUCAGGACAGGAACAUGAGCUGUCACAUGAUCAUACAUGUACAUUAAAGUCCCAGUUUUAGCCAUAUUAUCAUAAACAUUUAUUUUGAAGUAAAACCUAAAGUGGGAGUGUCUGAAAUGGCAGUUAUAAACCUUCAAUUUGUGGAACACAAAAAACACACACAGC
Molecule: messenger RNA, 3250 nt
Organism: Sebastes umbrosus (honeycomb rockfish)
Lineage: Eukaryota; Metazoa; Chordata; Actinopteri; Perciformes; Sebastidae
Gene: gpr155a
Product: G protein-coupled receptor 155a
Exons: 16
Coding region: 295-2748 (817 amino acids)
Biological process (GO): transmembrane transport; intracellular signal transduction
Cellular component (GO): membrane
Source: RefSeq, a predicted model, not a curated record